UUGCUACUUUCAGUGAUCUGUCUGCCAGAAGUGUCCACAUAUCGGGUCAAGAAAGCUUCGCCACAAACACUUAGUCGAAUUAAACAACUGAUCAACGAACAAAUUCAUAAUGAAAAUGAGAAACCUGGAGCUCUGCUACAGUCAGAUGCAGUUAUUUUUGGAAGAAAAGAUCCAAACAGUCAUCGUCACUUGGACGAAUUGUCUGUUAACGAUCCGGAUCAGUAUUUUCAGGGAGAUGUUGAUUUGUCCGAAAAGCAAGCACAACUUUUGAAUGAUGAGUUAGAAACAUUGGUCACUGAAAAUGAAUUAAAUCAUCAUGUUGAAAAUGUCAGAAGGAAAAGAAAAAUUGGUCGAGAACCUCUUUACAAUCGCUGGGAUCGUAAUCAUCCAAUAAGCUAUGAAUUUGAUCGAUCAAUUCCGUAUGCAACCAAGGAAAAAAUUAGAGAUGCAAUUAGCCUUUGGGAGCAGAAUACCUGUAUCAGAUUUAAAGAAAAUGGGCCUAGUGUAGAUCGAAUUGAAUUUUAUAACGGAGGCGGUUGCUCAAGUUUUGGAGUCUCAAUUGCAACGCCUGGUUGUGAUAAUGUUGGGAUAAUUUCGCAUGAGAUUGGCCAUGCUCUUGGGAUUUUUCAUGAACAAGCACGCCCUGAUCAAGGUGCUAAUAUAUAUGUCAACUACCAAAACAUUCCAAUUAGUCGAUGGAAUAACUUCCAGCCAGUUUCCUCUACACAAGCCGAAACAUACGAUUUACCCUAUGAUGCAGUCAACUAUUUAAAGCAUGACGUUUGGUUGACAGAGUUCACUUGCAGUUGUUUUGAAAGUUUAUUCAGUGAAUACAACCUGUACCCUUAUGCAGGAUCAGUGAUGCAUUAUGGACCAUAUGGAUUUGCAUCCGACCCGUAUGUUGCUACAAUUAUCACCAGGGACAAAUCUCUUCAGUCAACAAUUGGACAACGAGAAGGUCCAUCAUUUCUGGAUUUUCAAGCUAUCAAUAAAGCAUACCGUUGUAACGAGCACUGCCCUUCCUCGGCAUGUCUUCAUGGUGGUUAUCCAAAUCCAAAUAACUGUUCGCAAUGUACCUGUCCAAAAGGUUUUGCCGGCGACUCGUGUGAACUUCUGCAGUAUUCAUCGUGUGGUGAAAUGAUCGAAGUACGUUUCAAAAUUUUGAAUUUUUAUCAUUGCGCUUCAAUUGCUUACGUUUCUCUUAAGCCUACGCUCAUUUCAAGUCCAAACUAUCCAGGCUACUACCCGCAUAAUUCUGAGUGUAUAUGGUUGUUUAAGGCACCUGAAGGUGGUAGAGUCUAUUUUGAAUUUACAGAGACGUUUGAAUUAUUCUGCGAAGAUACUUGUGACAAAGCUUAUGUGGAACUAAAAGUUAACGAAGAUUUUCGUAAAACGGGAUACAGGUUCUGCUGCCCUAAGGUUCCCGAAAAAGUUUUUGAAUCAAAAACUAAUGAAAUAAUUGUAAUUUUUCGUGCUAACCAGUAUAUGGCGAGAGGAUUCCAAGCGAGAAUAUGGACAGACAAAAUAACCCCAGAUGAGGUUACAAUAAUUAGUAAUAGCUGUUCUUCUGGUGAGAACUGCAUAUGUGACGAAUGGGGUGAAUGGACAUCGAGUUGCACUCAACAAUGCGGCGGUUGUGGAAGGCGUACCAGAAUAAGAUCAUGCAGCUCUAAAGAUUGUCGUGCGGAGGAAAAACGUGCCUGCAAUUUUAAAGCAUGCCCACCUGGCAUUAACUUUUUGAUUAACAACGGAGAAUUUCAUAUAUUGUGGAAGGGUUGUUGUGUCGGUUUGUUCCGUUCUGGAAUGGAAUGUUCUUCGUUGGAGGACGAAGAGAAUCCACUGUUAACACUUUUGAAUGCCUUUCUUAUACCGCAGGAUGAGAAACGGAAUCAAACUCCGACACAUGAACGAUCUGAACGGUUGUCAAAACAGGAUUCAACAACGUUACCUGCAAAUACGUUUGUGAAGAAUUUUCUGCAAGAUCUGCACAAAAUGCAGCUUAAUGAAACAUCACAAAAUGCAGGGAAAUUUUCUGUAGAUCGUUGA
This is a messenger RNA of Enterobius vermicularis (human pinworm), 2046 nucleotides long. The record is from the annotation of a GenBank genome assembly. NCBI's taxonomy places the organism in Eukaryota, Metazoa, Nematoda, Chromadorea, Rhabditida, Oxyuridae.